Molecule: messenger RNA, 1158 nt
Organism: Kazachstania africana CBS 2517
Lineage: Eukaryota; Fungi; Ascomycota; Saccharomycetes; Saccharomycetales; Saccharomycetaceae
Product: GSK family serine/threonine-protein kinase
Exons: 1
Coding region: 1-1158 (385 amino acids)
Biological process (GO): protein phosphorylation; signal transduction
Cellular component (GO): cytoplasm
Molecular function (GO): protein serine/threonine/tyrosine kinase activity; protein serine/threonine kinase activity; ATP binding
Source: RefSeq, a predicted model, not a curated record
AUGAAUAUUGAAUCCAUCAAUAAUCAAAUUCAUAUAGUGCACAAACAAGUCUACCAUGGUCAUCCAAUAGAUCCAAAUCAACUUAUAAUAUCGUCAUCAUCAUCAGCAGCACCAUCAAAUAAUGAAGAUCCAGUGGAAAUUUCAUACCCUACAACAGAAGUAGUGGGGCAUGGUUCCUUCGGUGUAGUAUUCACAACAACUUUGAAAGAAACUAAUGAAACUGUAGCCAUUAAAAAAGUACUUCAAGAUAGAAGAUUCAAAAAUAGAGAAUUAGAAAUAAUGAAACUUCUAAAACAUGAUAAUAUAAUCGAUUUAAAAUAUUAUUUCUACGAAAAAGAUAAUGAUCAAGAUGAUAUUUAUUUAAAUUUAAUCCUAGAUUACAUGCCACAAUCUUUAUAUCAAAGAUUACGUCAUUUUGUACAUCAACGUACUACAAUGCCAAGAUUAGAAAUCAAAUUUUACAUGUUUCAACUAUUUAAGGCUUUAAAUUAUAUGCAUAACUUCACUAACGUUUGUCACAGAGAUAUUAAACCUCAAAAUCUUCUGGUGGACCCACAAUCUUGGUGUCUUAAAAUUUGUGAUUUUGGUUCCGCUAAACAAUUGAAACCAACAGAACCAAAUGUUUCAUACAUUUGUUCAAGAUAUUAUAGGGCUCCUGAAUUGAUUUUUGGUGCUACUAAUUAUACAAAUCAAAUUGAUAUUUGGUCAAGUGGUUGUGUAAUGGCUGAAUUAUUAUUAGGUCAACCAAUGUUUCCCGGUGAAAGUGGUAUAGAUCAAUUGGUUGAAAUAAUUAAAAUAUUAGGAACUCCAACAAGACAAGAAAUUUGUUCAAUGAAUUCAAAUUAUAUGGAUCAUAAAUUCCCACAAAUAAAAGCAAUUCCAUUAAAUAAAGUCUUUAAAAAAGAAGAUAAUCUUACAAUAGAUUUUCUAAGUAAUACUUUGAAAUAUGACCCUAAUGAAAGAUUUUUACCCUUUCAAUGUUUAAUUCAUGAAUACUUCGAUGAACUGAGAGAAAUCCAUGAAGAUUACAAAGUUAAAGAUUUAAAUCUUUUCAAAUUCAAUGAAGAAGUUGAAUUCGGUCAUAUUAAACAUGAACAUCAAUUGCAAACACUCAAAACAAAACUGUUUUCAAGAGGAAUUAAUGUGAAUAAUUAUUAA